Messenger RNA from Pseudovirgaria hyperparasitica, 1506 nucleotides. Its product is annotated as putative Sterigmatocystin 8-O-methyltransferase. The coding region runs from base 325 to 1506 and encodes 393 amino acids. The transcript is spliced from 5 exons. NCBI's taxonomy places the organism in Eukaryota, Fungi, Ascomycota, Dothideomycetes, Acrospermales, Acrospermaceae. Gene Ontology annotation, molecular function: O-methyltransferase activity. The record is from RefSeq and is a predicted model, not a curated record.
CGAAGCCGGUCAGACCCAUGUAUAUUGGCGUAAAACUGCAACCAACCGAAAGCCAUCGUUAGUGCCAUAUCACUACGUACGAGAGCAGAAUAGCAUGUACCUGUGGUUGGAUGUUAUAUGUCGAGGACACGGGGCCCUGCCCCAAAUGCAUUCAUAUGAUGCUAACCGCCCGCGACUCAAGGGAUGCCAAAAUCAGCGUAGGUCCUGUGACACGUUACGACCCUACUCUCCCCGGGCAUCUGAGCUCAUUAGUCUUGUUUCUUCCUCUUCUUCCUCUUCUUCCUCUUAAUUCGCAGACCUUGGUUCUCUCGUCUACUCAACAGCAUGUCUUCUUCGAUUACCCCAGCAGAGCUCGUAGCUCACAUUGAAGCUUUCACGAGGAGUCCAGCCGGACUAAAAGAUAACCCGGAGCUACACUCUCGCCUUUAUGAUGCAAGCACAGCACUUAGCCGGGCAAUUGAGCAGCCCGCCGAUAUGCUGGCGCGUGUCAUUUGUAAUCAGCCUGCAGAGCAUGCAUAUUUCAACGUUGCCUGGGACCUCAAACUCUUCCCUCUUCUUGCUAGUCGACCAACACCGUGGAAGUCAGAGGAACUUGCCGAGAUAGUAAAAGUCGAUGAUGUACUCCUCGGUCGCAUCCUCAAAGGUCUGGUGGCACAUGGCGCAGUGAAAGAAAGGACCACAAAUCAGUAUGCGCUGAGCCCUUCGUUUGCCAAAUUCGCUGAAGUUGGGCUGGGAGAUAGCGCAAUCUUCAUGAAGAAGACCUAUGAGGCUUUACCGGGCUUUCUUAGCUCGUCAGGCUAUUUAAACCCGAGCAACGCACUGGAUACUGCAGUACAGCACGCGUUUGACGUCAAGGGAAAAUCUCUUUAUGAGAUUUUCGGAGAACAGGCCGCAAGAGGAGUUCAAAGUGGAGCUGGAUUCAGCAUCUUAAUCACGGGACUCGCUCAAGGCAGUACUCAAUUCUUCCGUCAAUAUCCAGUGCAAGCCUUGAUUGAUGGUUAUCAGGCCGCGCGAGACACCGCCAUGCUCGUCGACGUUGGCGGAAACUUCGGACAACGUACCGUCGCUCUCAAAGAGGCAUUCAAGGAGCUUCCAGGGAAGCUCUAUGUACAAGAUACGCCUGACGUGAUCGCGAAAGCACCAAAAAGGCCGGAGUUGGAUAUUGAACACUUGGCUCAUGACAUUUUCACAUCUCAGCCCGAGGUCACCAGAGUUAUGCAUGACUUUCCCGACGAGAAGAAUGUGGAGCUGUUAAAGCAUUUAGCAGACGUAAUGACUCCAGGCUAUUCGAAGCUCAUAGUACAUGAGAUAUGUAUCCCCGAGACUGGUUCAAGCGUCUGGGCAUCAACUCAAGAUAUGAACAUGAUGUCGCUCCUGGCGGUCGGCGAGCGAAGCGAGCGACAGUGGAAGACACUAAUCGAACGAGCUGGUCUAAAAAUCGCCGCAACGUACCCUGCAUCUGACGGUAUUUCCGAGAGUGUAAUAGAAGUAGAGAAGGUUAUAUAA